AUGGCUCAGUGCUAUUCCUUUCAGGCAGAAGAUCCCAGGUUCAAUAUCUGCAUCUCCCGUGGAAAGGCUCGUGCAGGAAACCCAGGGAAUGCCACUGAGACGGAUUUGUCCCGACAUCAGCCGCUCUGGUUUGAUUAUCCCGACACGGAUGAGAAGAAGAUCCUUGCCAUUUACAAGCUCAUCGGAGAGCAGCCUGAGUAUAUUCCCCCAAGUUCAUUCCCUCACCAGCUGCGUUAUAUCCUAGUGGGAUCCAUUAUACUCAUCCUGCUGUUCUUCCUCUAUCAGAUCAUAUCUAAAGUGUACGUGUCAUUUUGGUUGGUGUAUGUUAUGCUGCAAGUAUUCUCCCUGCCUCCUUACUGCCUUUGGAUCCUCAAAUAA
This is a messenger RNA of Podarcis muralis (Common wall lizard), 378 nucleotides long. The record is from RefSeq and is a predicted model, not a curated record. Lineage: Eukaryota; Metazoa; Chordata; Lepidosauria; Squamata; Lacertidae.